Caenorhabditis remanei is the source of this 801-nucleotide messenger RNA. RefSeq lists its product as uncharacterized. Lineage: Eukaryota; Metazoa; Nematoda; Chromadorea; Rhabditida; Rhabditidae. The transcript is spliced from 4 exons. Bases 1 to 801 code for a protein of 266 amino acids. The record is from RefSeq and is a predicted model, not a curated record.
AUGGCUUCAACGUCUUCUUCUUCUUCUCAAUCAAAAGCUGAUUCAGUUUUUUCUGAAGAAGUUCAGGAGGAAGUAGAGAGAAAAGACGAAGAAGAAGAAAAAGGAGAUGAUGCACGUCUUCUAGAAACUAACGAAGCUAAUACUUCUGAUUCUUCGAGGGUACAAACCAAUACGGGUCAAAAGUUGCAUCCGCCGAUUAUUAGAAUUGAACGGUGUCGGUGUGUCAGGUGUGAUGGCGAGCCAGUAUUCAGUUGCAAGCAGUGCAAACAGGAGAUUCUCCUCUGCAUGAGAUGUGCUCGUCGUGCCAAUCAUCCACAUCCUCUCAAGUCUUUCCGUCGUAAUGAUGAAAAGAUUCUGCUUCUUCGUAGACAUCUCACACUUUCCUACCAUGAACAUAUUGUCUCCUGUCAGAGAAGCAUUUGCAUGGAGACAUGUCUCGAAUCAAGAUAUGCUCGACGUCAUUUCACCGUUUGCGAUGAUCGACCGAGACAGUUGAGAGACAUCAUCAAUGAUGGAGGAGUUGUGUUCAAUGGAAUAGGUUACAAAGGCAACAGCUGCUUCUCUUGUGGCCUUUUCAUCACUUGCAUGUUCCUUCAUGCCAAAAGAUGUCAGUUGUCGACAUGCCACGUUGCAUGGUGUGAGGAGAUCAGAGACACAUUCGACAUGGCAUCCAACGACAUCUAUGUGGUAUCUGAUGAGAUGAGGAACAAGUGUGAGAAUGUUCACAAAGCAGAGUGGAAAAAAGUGGAGGAUCGGUUACGAGGACAACUGGUCGAAGACAUCCUCUCCAUUGCACUUUAG